AUGAAUGAUACUCUUCUUAAUUGGCAGAAGGAACCUGACAGUUUGAAUUUGAACUGCGCCAAAAGGAAAAAGUCAAAACCGUUCAUCACCGGCGCAAAGUCUUGGAUUGGCGCGAGGUUUCUGCACAAUCCUAUCCAAGCUAUUGAAACGUGUACUCUCUUUCCAUAUCCAUUAAGUUCAUUGCUUUUAUCUAUCUCUCCGUUAGCAGCUGUUUUACAUACAAGUGAUCUUGUCUUCUUAGGAGAACAAAGCGUUGGAAAAACAUCUUUAAUCACUAGAUUCAUGUAUGAUUCUUUUGACAAUACAUAUCAAGCUACGAUCGGCAUCGAUUUUCUUAGCAAGACAAUGUACCUGGAAGAUAGAACGGUCCGUCUGCAACUUUGGGAUACCGCUGGCCAAGAGCGUUUCCGAUCUUUGAUUCCAUCCUACAUUCGUGAUUCUACAGUUGCUGUUGUUGUGUAUGACAUCACAAACGCAAACUCAUUCCAUCAAACGUCGAAGUGGAUAGACGAUGUUCGCACGGAAAGAGGAAGCGAUGUGAUAAUCAUGCUUGUAGGGAACAAGACAGAUUUAGGUGAUAAAAGGCAGGUCUCGACUGAGGAAGGUCAGCGCAAGGCUAACGAACUCAAUGUCAUGUUCAUCGAAACCUCUGCCAAAGCAGGAUACAACGUUAAACAGCUUUUCCGUCGCAUUGCUGGUGCGCUGCCAGGAAUAAUCAAGGAUGAUGAUCGUACUGAAAACACUACUGUUGUAAACAUGGAUCCGAUCAAACAGCGUCAAAUAGUCACGGAGGAAGGAUCGUAG
Molecule: messenger RNA, 804 nt
Organism: Cylicocyclus nassatus
Lineage: Eukaryota; Metazoa; Nematoda; Chromadorea; Rhabditida; Strongylidae
Source: the annotation of a GenBank genome assembly